This is a messenger RNA of Gymnodraco acuticeps, 1532 nucleotides long. RefSeq names its product nurim (gene nrm). The record is from RefSeq and is a predicted model, not a curated record. Gene Ontology annotation, cellular component: nuclear membrane. NCBI's taxonomy places the organism in Eukaryota, Metazoa, Chordata, Actinopteri, Perciformes, Bathydraconidae. The coding region runs from base 16 to 840 and encodes 274 amino acids. The transcript is spliced from 4 exons.
UCAACGCUGAUUGAAAUGGCGUCGGGCACGGUGCGUAGGUGGGCUCUCGUCGCUGUUUCUCUGCUAAACUUUGCAUUUGUUUUCAUUUCCGGUGCAGACUUUAUUCGGUUUAUAUCAUUCCGAGCCAUUUACCACAACAUCACUGGGGACACGACACUGUGUCAAGACUCCAUACCGUGGUCUGUGGCCCUGCGGGACAGCUCUGUCCUCGGGUCUCUCGCUGUGGAUCUGGGGCUGCUGGCUCUCUUCAUCACACAGCACAGUGUGCUCGCCUGGGCUCCGGUCAAAAAGGCUCUCCAGUCAGGGCUGGGGGCCCUGAACAGGACGGCAUACUGUUUCAGCACUGUAGUGGCACUCCAGAUCUUGAUGCGUUACUGGCAGCCUGUGACUGACGCCCCCUGUCUGUGGUCAGUGCUUCAUGCACCCUGGAGCGUCUGGUUCCCUCUGCUCUGCUUCAGCCUGCACUUCCUCUGCUGGGCCAUCAUCUGCAGCAUCCUCAUGAUCUUUGAUUACCCUGAACUGUUAGGCCUCAAGCAGGUGUAUUACGAGUGUCUCGGUUUAGGAGACCCCCUGUCUCACAAGUCCCCAGGUGCCCAGCGCCUCCUGUCUCACUUCCGCCACCCGGUGUGCCUGGAGCUGGGCGUCGUGCUGUGGCUCCUGCCAGCUUUGUCCCUGGAUAGGCUCCUGCUGGCGGGGACUCUGUCGUCCUACCUGGCCCUGGCACACUCUCUGGACAAACAGGAUUUAGCCUACCUCUGCGUCCAGCUUAACAGCAAGCUGCAGGUCUUUGCUGAGCCGCACCACGGCAGCACCAGCACCAACGACCCCAAGGAGAAGUGAAGUAACGGUCUUCUUACCACUGCGUUGUGAAGCUGCCUGCUGUUUUUUUAUAUGAAUCAAAUAUUGUUCAGACUUCUCAAUGAGCCUAAAGAUGAUCUGGCCAUUUCUGGAAAUUGCAAAAGACACACUCAACUUGACACUGUAUUUUUUUAAACAUUUCACUGUAUAUGUAGUUUUAGAAAGCGAGAGUUUUAAGGCAAAAGGUUUUACAGUUUGAACAAAUGAUUGUUACCUCGGCCAAGGAGAUUAGAUGAUUAUUGUUUUUGGUUUGUUUGUUUGUAAACAAGAUUACGUAAAAACUACUUUUUGGAUUUUCAUUUUGGAGUGGAUCUGAAUCCCAGGUCAUUGUAGUUUCUUUUAUAUUUUUGAGAAUAUUUUUAUAUGUUACAAUUUAAAGAUUACUUAAGGUUAUCAGGUUAGUCUUUUAUUGCAAUAAUAUAAUUUUUAUUUUAUAUUUCAUAUGAAAAGUAAUGCAAUUUAACAGAAUUUAUUUUGUUUGUCGUAUAGUUUCUUUUUUAUAGGCUUUUACUUUCCAUGUGCCAUCUGCACUUACGCUAUAUUCGUGCACACUCAUUUAAAAUGGAAUUGUUAUUAAAUGUCAAACUAAGAUUUCACACUGGUAAAAGCACAAAAAGCUGUUUGUUUUUCACAAGUUACAGCUUCAAUAAUAAAUAAUUGUAUUUCUGAGAUAA